GUGUCAGUCGACAUGAAGGUCCUCCUCCUGCCGCUUUAAACUGCCUUCACGUCUGAACCGACGACAUUUUUUAAAUUUCUUUAAGGGGGUUCGGUCUCGAGCAUCUCGCGCCCCCACUCAUUCGGUGUCGGUCGGAGGAUACGUGUUUUUUAGUGUCGGAGCUAAACGGAGCUACAGUGUUUCCACAGUUUGGUGGGUGAAUAAAGCCGAGGAGGAAGAGGGCAUCCGGCCCUGGCAGCUCCGGAGGAUUCGGCUCGAACCGAACCCGUUUUCAGGCCGUGCGCUGCCCUGCUAUGGAGAAGAUGAAGAGGAUAAAGAAGCGUCUGUCGUUAACGCUCCGCCCCAGCCUGACCAUCGACGAGUCACUGUCGGAGCUGGCCGAGCAGAUGACCAUAGAGGACGGCGGUACCAAGGACAACGAGCCCUUCAUGAGGAAUGGCCGGCCCCCCACCUCCCACAGCAUGCACUCCUUCCUGCACCAGUACACCGGCUCCUUCAAGAAGCCGCCCCUGCGCCGGCCACACAGCGUCAUCGGCGGAUCACUUGGGUCCUUCAUGGCCAUGCCGCGCAACGGCAGCCGGCUGGACAUUGUUCACGAGAACCUGAAGAUGGGCUCCGACGGGGAGAGCGACCAGGCGUCGGGCACGUCGUCGGACGAGGUUCAGUCCCCGACCGGGGUGUGUCUGAGGAACAGAGUUCACCGGAGGAUCUCCAUGGAGGACCUCAACAAGCGCCUGUCUCUGCCCGCUGACAUCAGGAUUCCCGACGGUUACUUGGAGAAGCUGCAGCUCAGCAGCCCGCCGUUCGACCAGCCGCUCAGCCGACGCUCCCGCCGAGCCUCGCUGUCUGAGAUCGGUUUUGGGAAGUUGGAGACGUACAUUAAGCUGGACAAGCUGGGAGAGGGAACGUACGCCACGGUGUUUAAGGGGCGCAGCAAGCUGACGGACAACCUGGUGGCGCUGAAGGAGAUCCGACUGGAGCACGAAGAAGGAGCCCCGUGCACCGCCAUCAGAGAAGUGUCUCUACUAAAGGACCUGAAACACGCCAACAUCGUGACGCUACACGACAUCGUCCACACCGACAAGAGCCUCACGCUCGUCUUCGAGUACCUGGAUAAAGAUCUGAAGCAGUACAUGGACGACUGCGGGAACAUCAUGAGCAUGCACAACGUGAAGAUCUUCCUGUUCCAGAUUUUGCGAGGGCUGUCGUAUUGUCACAAAAGGAAAGUCCUCCACAGGGACCUAAAGCCCCAGAACCUCCUCAUCAACGAGCGAGGGGAGCUCAAACUAGCUGAUUUUGGUCUAGCGAGGGCCAAGUCUGUCCCGACUAAAACCUACUCCAACGAGGUGGUGACUCUUUGGUACCGGCCUCCAGACGUUCUGCUGGGAUCCUCAGAGUACUCGACACAGAUUGACAUGUGGGGGGUGGGCUGUAUCUUCUACGAGAUGGCUGCAGGUCGGCCUCUGUUCCCGGGCUCCACGGUCGAAGAUGAGCUCCACCUAAUUUUCAGGCUGCUGGGCACGCCCGCCGAGGAGAACUGGCCGGGAAUCUCCGCCAUCGAAGAGUUCAAAUCCUACAACUUCCCCAAAUACAAACCGCAGCCGCUGAUCAACCACGCCCCGAGGCUGGACGGUGACGGCAUCGAGCUGCUGCUGUCCUUCCUCAGAUACGAGUCCAAGGCGAGGGUUUCAGCCGACGAGGCGAUGAAACAUUCCUACUUCAGGCAGCUCGGGAUGAGAGUGCACGCUCUGCCCGAGAGUGUGUCCAUGUUCACGUUAAAAGAAGUGCAGCUACAGAGAGACCCCGGCUACAGGAACUCCUCGUACCCAGAGUCAGGUAACAGCGGCAUCAACAGAAGGCAAAGCAUGCUUUUCUAAUGUUCCCCGAAGAGGAAGGUUUACUGACCAGCUUCACCUCCCGUCUCCUCUCAGACCCACUCCUACACACACACACACACACGCACACACACACACACACACACACACACCCCCUGAUUGAAUGACUGUGAGUUGAAUCUGUUUGAAGACUGUUUAUUUAUUGGAGGGUGAGGUUG
Messenger RNA from Nematolebias whitei (Rio pearlfish), 2053 nucleotides. RefSeq names its product cyclin-dependent kinase 17 (gene cdk17). The record is from RefSeq and is a predicted model, not a curated record. Bases 294 to 1877 code for a protein of 527 amino acids. Lineage: Eukaryota; Metazoa; Chordata; Actinopteri; Cyprinodontiformes; Rivulidae. The transcript is spliced from 17 exons. Gene Ontology annotation, molecular function: protein kinase activity; ATP binding. Gene Ontology annotation, cellular component: nucleus; cytoplasm. Gene Ontology annotation, biological process: protein phosphorylation.